Parnassius apollo (apollo) is the source of this 348-nucleotide messenger RNA. NCBI's taxonomy places the organism in Eukaryota, Metazoa, Arthropoda, Insecta, Lepidoptera, Papilionidae. The record is from the annotation of a GenBank genome assembly.
AUGUUGCGAUCGUUAUUAGACAAAUUUUGGGAUGAAGAGAUUUGGCUGCCGCCGAAUACAACUUGGGAUGAUAUAGCUCCCGGUCCUGACAAAGCUGUACUGUAUAAUGAUCACAGAUACCUUCUCUAUCCUAUACCAAUGGCAAUAGUACUCAUAGGUCUGCGACAUUUACUUGAAAAAUAUUGGUUCGCGCCAUUUGGAAAAUCACUAGGUAUUAAGAACACAAGACCAAAGAAAGCGCCAAAUAACCCCAAACUGGAGGCGGCCUACCAGGCAUCAUCCAAAAUUAGACAUAAGCAGUUCUAUUUGAUCAUGGAUGAGGUAAAUGUUGCACACUUUAUAGAGUAG